Messenger RNA from Pipistrellus nathusii (Nathusius's pipistrelle), 1269 nucleotides. The record is from the annotation of a GenBank genome assembly. Lineage: Eukaryota; Metazoa; Chordata; Mammalia; Chiroptera; Vespertilionidae.
AUGACCCUGGCGGCUUCCUCCCAGCGCUCCCAAAUCAUUCGCUCCAAGUUCCGCUCUGUCCUCCAGCUCCGGAUCCACAGACGGUAUCAGGACCCGAUCUCGGACCCAGACCCGCGGAUCUCAGCCUCCGGGCCGGCUCUGGCCCCCGUCCCGGCCUCGCCCGCGGGCCCCGCCUCUUUCCUCUCCAGUCCUGGGGUCCUGCACCCCGAGCCACAGCGCUGCCCGUGGAGGCCCCAGGAGGAUGCGCCUCCCAAGGUCUCCCAGCGCUGGACGGAGGCCAAGUCCCAGGGGAACCUGACUUACCACCAGUACCUGCCCCCCGAGCCGAGACGAGGGGCCAGGGCAGACUCCCAGGCCCGAGGGGCGGCCGGGGCUGCCCCUCAGCGGCCACUUGCCUGGGCAGAGACAAACACCCAGCAGCCACCUCCUAGGAUGAGGGCCACCGCCCUCCCCGCGGGUUUCCCCGGGGCCCCCAGCCCCUCGCCUCCGCCACACAAGUUGGAGCUUCAGACCCUGAAACUGGAGGAGCUGACGGUCUCGGAGCUCCGGCAGCAGCUGCGCCUGCGGGGCCUCCCGGUGUCCGGGACCAAGUCGACGCUCCUGGAGCGCAUGCGCGGAGGCGCCCCGUCCCGCGAGCGGCCUAAGUCGCGGCGCGAGGAAGGUCCGGCGGCCACGCCCUGGCCGCGCCUCAGGCCCAAGGCCCUGGCCGCCGCCCGGCGACACUCGUCCAAGCCCAGCCCGGCAUCUCCCCCACCGCCUCCGUCUCCUGCCGUGGGAACCCCCGUGCCCCCUCCGGCUGCCGCUCCGGCUCCGCCUCCGCUUCUGGCUCCAGCUCCGGCUCUGGCUGCAGAACCGACCCCUCCCGCAGCACCAGCCGCAGCACCAGCCGCGGCAGCCCCGACUCUGGAGCAGGAACUGCAGGAAGCGAUCCGGAGGGCGCAGUUGCUUCCGAACCGGGGCAUCGAUGACAUCCUGGACGUUCAGGAGGAGCCUGAUGACCUGCUGCCCCCCAUCCCCCUGGACUUCCCUGGCUCCUUCGACGUGCUGUCCCCUUCCCCAGACUCUGAAGGCCUCUGCUCUGUCUUCUCUUCCUCGCUCCCGUCCCCCACAAACUUCCCACCCGCCUCUCCCAGGGGCCCCACGGACUCCUUGGACUGGCUGGAAGCUCUGAGCGGGGGUCCUCCGCUGGGCUGUGGCCCCCCAGCCCCCAGCGUCUUCUCUGACUCCGGCGGCCCCCGGCUGUGGGACCUGCUGGAGGGUCCCUGGUGA